AUGGCUAGAAAAGAUAAGAAAAAUCGAACUUGUAAUCGAUGUGGAUAUACAUGUUCAACUCCACAAAUGCUUCGUGCCCAUCUUAAUCGAAAAAAUCCAUGUCGACAUCGAGUUAUUCCCACUACAAAUCCAAUUCAAGUACCUGAUCCUAUACCUGAAACAAACCCUAUUCAAAUACCUGAACCAAUUUCACAAAUCGACCCAGAAGCAGGACCAGGUCCAUCUACUCAAGCCCAUAGAGAGGGGAUAUUACAAAACAAUCCAACAAAUGAUUCUGAUAUUGAAUCAAAUAUUACUCAGGAGGAAAUCAAUUAUCUUAUUGCAUUGGGUUUAAUAGAAGAACCAGAAAUCGAAGAAAUCUGGCCUGAAUUGGGUGGUACUCUCUUAGCAGAUAAGGCAAAGAGCAAAAAAUUCAGAUCACAAUAUAGAGAUUCGGGAUUAGCAAGUAUUACAAUUAAACCACCACCAGGUGAUAUACUCUUUGAAGAGGCUGAAGUUGGAGAUCCUGAUAGACCACACUCAAGUUUAUCUUCAUUAACAAAAUGGCAAGCAAUUGUCCCAUCAAUAGAAAAUCAAGCAUAUAAAUUUAAUAUACCCAUAGGUGACCCCGAAAAAUAUGCUGAAGCCCCAUACAUGCCCCAUCUUAUGGCAUUAGCUCGAGAGCAAAUUACAAGUGUACUAAAGGCUGAACUUCGACGAAAAGAUCAAAUAAAAUCCGCAAUAGUAGUAUACUGUAAUUAUAUGAAAAUGGAAAAGAAAGAUAAAGGAGAUAAAGGUAUGCUAUCAAUUCCAAUUCCAAUUUAUCAGCAAAAAUAUCACAAUGGAAGGAUGCGUGCUAUUCUUUCAGAAAAUGAUAUAGAUGAGCAUAUUACUCUUUCAGGCGGAGAAAUUGAUGCAAAAAUAGAAGCAUUUUUAAACAACGGGUCAGGAUGGACACUAAUCCGAAUAGAAAUGAUGUUUAUUGAGGUUUAUGCAUAUAGAAAAGCUGUUGGAGGAUCUUACAAACCAACACCAAAAAAGCUUGCUAAUACUAAAUGUACUAUUAAUCCAGAUAACUCUAAAACAGGUGAUGAUAUGUGUUUAAUGCAUGCAUUAGAUGCUUAUUUUGCAAGCAAAGAUGGUAUAACAAAAAACUUACAACGCCUUUCUGUUAUUAGUCCAUAUUCAAAUAAAGUUAAUUUGGAUGGUAUUCCAAUGCCAACGCCGAUUUGUAAUCGUACAUUCCAAAAAAUUGAAGUCCAAAAUCCAGAAAUCUCAAUCAAUGUAUGGGAAUGGAAAGAGGAAACUGCUACUCCCAAACCGGUAAUUGCUAGUAAAAAUUUCUUUAUACCUAACUCAUGUAAAGUUGCAGGUUGUGAGCAUCCAAGACCAAAUGAAUGCAUGACAAAAAGACCACAUAUCAUACAUCUUAUGGCUCUUACAGAUGUUAAUAAAGCUGAAGAUACAGGUAAGUAUGGACAAAGAAACCAUUUUCUUUGGAUUAAAAACCCGGAUGCCUUAGUAUUCAAAGAUACGGCACAUCAUGGCAAAAAACAUCUCUGCAAUCGAUGUUUUCUAAGCUGGCCAUCUGAAAAAUCAUUGACAUAUCAUCAGAAAUGGUGUUUCGGACUAGGAGAAGCCCCACAAAAAGUUACAAUGCCGGAAAAAGGUAAAAACGAUAUAGAAAAAUUCAAAAACUACGCGAGAAUGAUUUACGCUCCAUGUGUCAUAGUCGCAGAUUUCGAGGGGGAUAAUAAAAAGUGUGAUGAGUCAUACGGUGGAAAUAUGCGAAAAUUUGCAGAACAAAAGGCUAACAGUUUCAGUUAUGUAAUUCACUGGAUUGAUACCAACGAUACUUGGGGACCAUUCAUUUAUCGUGGUCCGAAUGCGACUCAGGAGUUUGUAAGAAGAAUUGACCAGGAAUUAGUCAGAAUUAAUAAAGUUUUAGCCAUAAAAGCCGAACGUAUAGUAACUGAUGAAUAUCAGAGGAAAUUUAGAAAUGCGGAUAAAUGUUGGAUUUGCCACAAAGAAUUAAAUGGAGAUAAAGUCUGGGAUCACUGCCACAUUACCGGUAAGUUUCGAGGGGCAUCACAUAAUGACUGUAAUUUAAAACUCCAAAUUACGCCAUGGAAAACACCAAUUCCAAUAGUAUUUCAUAAUUUCCGAGGUUACGAUUCUCAUCUAAUCUGUGAAUCAGUAGGACGUUCAGUUAACGCCAAACAAAUUGAUGUUAUUGCGGAAACGUUUGAGCGUUAUAAGUCGAUGAGAGUGGGUCAAUUGCGAUAUAUCGAUAGCAUGCAGUUUAUGAACACGUCUUUAGCAAAGCUUGCGGAAAAUUUAGGUGCAGUAAAAUGUAAGGACUCAAACUGCAAACAUUUCCACCGGAUAGAUGAUGAUAGAUGUUUCGGUACUCUCGAAAAUCAUAAAAUUACAUGUCAAAUUUACAAGAAUUUAUCUCCAGAACAGAUUGCGCUGGUAUGUCGCAAAGGCGUAUAUCCAUACGAAUAUAUUGAUUCGCAUGAUAGAUUUAGUGAAACCGAACUUCCGCCAUUCCAUGAAUUUCAUGGCAAGCUUAAUG
Molecule: messenger RNA, 2557 nt
Organism: Paraglomus brasilianum
Lineage: Eukaryota; Fungi; Glomeromycota; Glomeromycetes; Paraglomerales; Paraglomeraceae
Source: the annotation of a GenBank genome assembly